This is a messenger RNA of Arabidopsis arenosa, 1020 nucleotides long. The record is from the annotation of a GenBank genome assembly. Lineage: Eukaryota; Viridiplantae; Streptophyta; Magnoliopsida; Brassicales; Brassicaceae.
CCACUACAAAGAGAGGUGAUUGACAGAUAGAUAAGUCUUUUGUAGCUUCAGAGAAAGAGAGAGAGUCACAAAGGUGUGUGUGUAUCAAUGGCGUCUCUAGCUUCUUCAACUACUCUCAUCUCUUCUCCAUCUUCUAGGGUUUUUCCAGCAAAGUCUUCACUUUCCUCUCCAUCUGUUUCUUUCCUUCGAACCCUUUCCUCUCCUUCCGCAUCUGCUUCUCUCCGCUCCGGCUUCGCUCAACGCUCUUCCCUCAGCUCCACUUCUCGCCGGAGCUUUGCUGUCAAAGCCCAGGCCGAUGAUCUUCCACUAGUUGGAAACAAGGCGCCUGAUUUUGAGGCAGAGGCUGUGUUUGAUCAGGAGUUCAUCAAGGUUAAGCUCUCUGAGUACAUUGGAAAGAAGUAUGUGAUUCUCUUUUUCUACCCAUUGGACUUCACUUUCGUCUGCCCAACAGAGAUUACUGCCUUCAGUGACCGGCAUUCAGAAUUUGAGAAGUUGAACACCGAAAUAUUAGGUGUUUCUGUCGAUAGUGUGUUCUCUCACCUUGCAUGGGUCCAAACAGACAGGAAAUCUGGAGGGCUUGGUGAUCUGAACUAUCCCCUUAUUUCAGAUGUCACUAAAUCAAUCUCAAAGUCUUUUGGAGUGCUCAUCCAUGAUCAGGGAAUAGCACUGAGAGGACUCUUUAUAAUCGACAAGGAAGGAGUGAUCCAACAUUCCACUAUCAACAAUCUUGGUAUUGGCCGAAGCGUUGAUGAAACAAUGAGAACCCUCCAGGCAUUACAGUACAUCCAGGAAAACCCGGAUGAGGUCUGCCCAGCGGGAUGGAAGCCGGGUGAGAAGUCAAUGAAACCCGAUCCAAAACUCAGCAAAGAGUACUUCUCAGCUAUUUAGAAACUCUACUAUGAUAGCAAGAAGGUACAAUCUUUGUUAUAUCUGAGCAGAGUUUUUUUUCUUGUACGCUAAAACAAUCCUUUGUUUGAUUCUCACUUUGUCCCCAUAUUAUAAUAAAACUUUUUCCGUUAA